Messenger RNA from Diaporthe amygdali, 2421 nucleotides. RefSeq lists its product as uncharacterized. Lineage: Eukaryota; Fungi; Ascomycota; Sordariomycetes; Diaporthales; Diaporthaceae. The transcript is spliced from 3 exons. The record is from RefSeq and is a predicted model, not a curated record. Gene Ontology annotation, biological process: phosphatidylethanolamine biosynthetic process; phosphatidylcholine biosynthetic process. Gene Ontology annotation, molecular function: choline kinase activity; ethanolamine kinase activity. The coding region runs from base 1 to 2421 and encodes 806 amino acids. Gene Ontology annotation, cellular component: cytoplasm.
AUGCCUUCCACGCCACUUCUCAACGCCCAAGGCCAGCCUAUUAAGUCUGCCUUGAAAACCGAGGACGAUGUCGCCCAAACGCCACCCUGUGGCCCCACAAAGGCUGUCCAAAUCGCAGAGCCUGAGCCCCUUCCUCAAGAGGAGCCGAGGCCAAGGAGGGAAUUCGCUGCCAGUGUGAGCGGUAAACGCCUUAGUGGGCGGCCACCAAUGCCAGCGACAAACUCAUCUCGGGCAUCCUUCGCCAGUCAGAGCAGCAUUGAAACCUUGGAUUUGAAUGGAAGCCAGAGCGUUUCUUCCUUGCCGCAACUCCCAGAAGACGCCACAGCCCAGGGUGACUCACAGCCUCAUGGUUCUCAUCAGUUCACCAGUGGCUCUCAGAGGGUCGAUCGCGCUUCUGAGAGGCUACUCGCUCAAGUUGCAGAUUGGAUUCAACGCGAGAAGGCCAAGCGGGAAACCAAGAAGCCUCGGAAGCACCACCACCAUCACCUUCACUCGCGGCGGAGGCACAAGUCCCCACCCGAGGAGGCCCCGGCGUCUGAAGAACCGGAGAUGAGCCCUGAAGCCGAGAACCUGCUGCAGAGGACAGCCUCUAUCGACUCCAAUUCCAGCGAUGUAUCGCUCGACCGGCUGCAGCGUAUUCUCGAUGAUAGCAUGGCCGCCCUGGGUAUCAGUUCUGUACCGCACUAUAGCACUAAACUGGGCCGGCGGCUCUCGCACCGCAAGAAGAUCUCCUCUCGUUCCACUCUUCAGCUCGCUCGAGCAUAUUCCUCGGACACGGACUACGUGGAUGGAGAUGCCAUCGUACCAAGUUGCGAUGCUAUACUUGACAACACCAAAACACUGAAGUACUGCCAAGGAUCCACGGACGAGCAAUCAUCUAUGACUGCAAAGCGAGAAGAAAAAGAGAGGCAAGCUUGGGCCACCUUCAAGAACGAGAUCAUCCGUCUUGCGCAUACCCUUCGGCUCAAGGGCUGGAGGCGCGUCCGGUUGGACUCUGGCGACGACAUUCAGGUUGAGCGUCUGAGUGGUGCCUUGACCAACGCAGUCUAUGUUGUGACGCCGCCGGAGAAUCUGCCAUCCGGUGACUCGGAGGUGCCCAAGAAGAAGCCGCAAAAGCUGUUGUUGCGGAUAUACGGGCCCCAGGUUGAGAACCUGAUCGAUCGGGACACCGAGCUCAGCAUCCUCAAGCGACUGGCCCGAAAGAGGAUAGGACCCCGGAUGUUGGGUACAUUCACAAACGGUCGCUUCGAACAAUUCUUCAACGCCGUGCCCUUGACGCCCUCGGAGAUGCGGCAACCAGCGACAUCCAGGCAGAUCGCCAAGCGCAUGCGUGAGCUCCACUCCGGUAUCGACCUUCUUGAUGAGGAGAAGGAUGGUGGCCCGACACUGUUUAAGAACUGGGAUAAAUGGGUGGAUAAUGUUGGAAGGAGGACGCUCUUCCUCGACCAACUGGCUGACCAGGGUUCGCCAUUUGGAGGCGUGGACUGCUGGAAACAAGCAGGUUUUGUGUGUGGUGUGGAAUGGCCCAAGUUCAAGGCCAUGGUGGAUAAGUACCGGGACUUCCUCGUCCAGUCCUAUGGACCUAAAGGCCUUCGUGAGAAGCUUGUCUUCGCCCACAACGACACACAAUACGGCAACAUCCUCCGCGUCUGCACAGACGACGAGAAAUCUCCGCUCCUGCAGCCCGAGAACCAGCACAAACAGCUCAUCGUCAUCGACUUUGAGUACGCCUCAGCAAACCUGCCCGGCGCCGAGUUCGCAAACCACUUCACCGAGUGGGCGUACAACUACCACGACCCGCACACUUCGUACGCGUGCAACGCGGAGCGCUACCCCUCACUCGAGGAGCAGCAGCGCUUCAUCAAGGCGUACGUCGAGCACCGGCCCAAGGUCGGGCCCUCCACGGCGGCCUCGGCCUCGUCCGACGCGGACAUCACGCCCUCGGCGACGCCGCAGGUCCACCCGCAGACCCCGAGCAGCUCCGUCGUCGAGUUCAUGCUGGACGCGCGCGCCCCGCCCGGCGGCUGGAAGGAGGAGGAGCGCCGCGCCGAGGGCGCCGCCGACCAGCGCGUCGCGGAGCUCAUGGGGGAGACGCGCCUGUGGCGCGCCAUGAACAGCGCCCAGUGGGUCGCGUGGGGCAUUGUGCAGGCCAAGAUCCCCGGGUACGUCGAGCCGCCCUGCGACGACAGCGGAGAGGUCGAGGGAGCGAGCGAUACUGAGGCGCCGGCCUCGCCUGCCGCGUCCGAUCCUGGCGCCGGCGGUAGCGCGGCCGGGGGUGAGGAAGAGGAGGGCUUUGAUUAUCUCUCGUACGCGCACGAGCGCGCGCUCUUCUUCUGGGGCGACUGUGUGCAGAUGGGGCUGAUCAAGCUGGAGGAGCUACCGGAGGGCCUGAGAAGCAGGGUCAAGAUCAUCGACCACUGA